Messenger RNA from Rotaria sordida, 2298 nucleotides. The record is from the annotation of a GenBank genome assembly. Lineage: Eukaryota; Metazoa; Rotifera; Eurotatoria; Philodinida; Philodinidae.
AUGGGUCAAUUAUCGGAAGAUUCAAAUGAAAAAAUCGAAUCGGAUAUAAAAUUCUGGUACAAAAAAUUCAAUCGAAUAUGGAAACGAACUAAUUGGAUUUUCUCAAUGCUAGGUUCAACAGAAGAUUCUUAUAAACAACCAAUUAAAUUUCGAUUACCAAUAAUAUUUUAUCUUGGUCAUUUACCAUGUUUUACUUGGGCACAAUUUCAUCAUUUGAAUGAUGUAAAUGAUAUCAUUGAUCAAACAUUCGAUAAACUCUUUUUACAUGAUGUUGAAACAGGUAUUGUUAAACAUAGUCAAUCGAAUCAAUUCUCAACUGAUAUCAAAGUCAAAGAGGAAUAUUGGCGAUCAUUUACUAUUCAAAGUGUAAUUGAUUAUAAGAAUAACGUUCGAAUAAAAUUGAUCAAUAUUUUAACAAAUGGUCAAUUGAAUUUCAAUGAUAUAGACACAUUAAAUGUACUCAAUAUUAGUGCUGAAUAUGAAAUGUUACAUCAAGAAAUAUUAAUGCACUUAUUUGUUCAAUUACCAAUAGAAUCACUUCGAUUAAAUUAUAUUAAUGAAUAUGAUUUUGUUCAACAUAAUACCAUUUCUUCAUUACCAAAUAAUACAUGGAUAAUGUUUCCCGGUGGACAAGCAUUACUCGGUAAACCAUAUAGUAAUGAAAUAUCAACGUUUACAUUUGGUUGGGAUAAUGAAUUUCCAUGUGAAUCUAUUUAUGUAUCAAUUUUUGAAAUGCAAUCACAUCCGAUUCGCAAUGGAGAUUUUCUUCAAUUUAUUCUUGACAAUGGUUAUACAACAAGUGAUUGGUGGGAUGAAAAUAGAUUUAUUUGGAUAACAAAAUCAGAUAUUCGUCAUCCUUCAACAUGGAUAAUACAUGAAAAUUCUUAUCAAAUUAAUUUUGUAUUACAACGUAAUAUUCUAAUUGAAUGUGUACUUGAUCAUCUUGUUCUUGUAAGUCAUGUAGAAGCAAAAGCUUAUUGCCGAUGGUUAUCGAAGAAAACUGGUGAACAAAUUGAAUUACCAACUGAAUCUGAAUGGAUACAUGCAUUAUGGAAUUCAUCAGAUUGUAUACGUUCAGUUCUGAUAACAAAUAAUUGUAAUAUUGAUUUUCAUCAUCUUCAUACAUUACCAAUUUAUUCAAAUGAUAACGAAGAAUUACAAUGGCAAGGAUCAGCAUUUGAAUGGAUAUCGAGUGUUUUUCGACCACUUUCAGGUUAUCGAGGUGCUCUACCAACAUAUCCUGGAUAUUCUGCUGAUUUUUUUGAUAAUCAUCAUUUUGUUCUAUCGGGUGGAUCAUUUGCAACUGAUGCAACAUUAAUACAAAGAACAUUUCGUAAUUGGUAUCAAGAUACAUAUCAAUAUGUAUUUGUUACAUUUCGAUGUGUAAAGCGUAUCAAUCAUAUUGAUAAUAAACUUACUCAAAUUGAUCAUGAUGCUAUUGUUGCAACAUUAAGUUCAGCAAUUUAUACACAAAUUACUCAAUUAGAUGAAUAUUAUCCAUAUGCACAAGAAUUAAAACUUUUAUAUCAACGAGUAAAUGAUAUUAAAUCAACAAUUAUUUAUCAUUCUAAUUUUGAAAAUUAUUCAUCAUCAACAAUACAUUUUAUUGAACUUGGUUGUGGUGAUGGAAAGAAAGUUGAAGUAUUAUUAACACCAUGGAUAAAUUCAAUUGAUGAUAUAUCUCAACAUGCUAUUGAUUCUCUUAUUCAACUUCUUAAAAAGACAUUCAAUGAAAAUAUUAUUGAACAACAUAUCAAACCAGUAUGUUCAACAUGCGAAAAUAUGUACACAAAAAUAAAUACAGAUAUAAUGGGAAUACAAGUUGUCAUUGAAGAUGCACCAGUUAUGCAAUUACUUCGAUUAAUUCGUCAAAAUUUACGUAUUGGUGAUUGGUUUAUAUGUACAUUUGAUCUAUGUAAGAAUACAACAACAAUGAUUCGAGCUUAUAAUGAUUCGAAAGGUGUUACUGCAGCAUUCAGUAUCAAUCUUCUUGCUCGUUUAAAUAGUGAACUUAAUUUCAAUUUUAAUUUAAAUAACUAUCAACAUUAUGGUUUAUUCAAUCCAUUAUAUCGACAAAUGGAAAGUUGGUUGAUUUGUCUUAAUCAUGAAACAAUAACUGAUCAACAAGGUUUUACUAUGAAUUUACAACCAUAUGAUGCUAUACAAACAGAAUUAUCUACUAAAUAUACACAAGAUAUUGAAUUAUUAAUGAAGAAUAAUUCUAUGCGAAUUAUUGAAUGUUUUAUUACUGAUAAUCAUCAAUUUCCAUAUUGUUUAUGUAUGGUACAAAUGAUAUAA